Messenger RNA from Trichomonas vaginalis G3, 1614 nucleotides. Its product is annotated as protein ubiquitination. The transcript has a single exon. Gene Ontology annotation, molecular function: protein binding. The coding region runs from base 1 to 1614 and encodes 537 amino acids. The record is from RefSeq and is a predicted model, not a curated record. NCBI's taxonomy places the organism in Eukaryota, Parabasalia, Trichomonadida, Trichomonadidae.
AUGAGUCAUGGAUUAAGUAUUGAUACAGAUUACAUCGCUAAUAACAUUCAAACAUAUAUUGAUGAUAACAUCUUUUUUGAUAUUUUUGAAGAAGAUAUCAUCUCUGAAACACUAGCGAAAACUUCACUUAAUUCUCAGAACUUCAUUACCCUUUUUACUCAAGGAAAAUUGAAAUAUAGCUCAUGCAAGCUAUUCAAUUGUGUUCGGAAAUGCAAAGUUUGCAUUGGUUCAUUUGACGAAGCAAUUCAAAUUCUCGAGAGCUACAAAAGUUAUUUCAAACUCGAAUCUGCUCACGUAUUAAUAGAGUACUUGAAGCAAUUCAGAUCAGAACAUGUUUCAGAUUCAAACGAAGUCACAAAAUUACAAGCCAAAAUUGAAAAACUCAAAACAAAUUUACAAAAGAUUAAAGAUGAAAAUCAUCAAUACAAAAAUGAAAUAUCAUUUAAAAAUAAAGAAAACAUUCAAUUAAAUCGAUCUAUUAAUAAAUUUACAGAAAUUACUAAAUUAUUAAACACUGAUGACUUUAAAUCAGUAUACAAAUUCCUCAAAGAACUCUCAACUCAAGGUGAUACAAUUUCUAUGUCUAUUUCAUGUGCAGUUGGAUUAAGUGAAAAGAAAGAUUCAUAUAAAAAUACAUCACUUAUUAAUGCAUUUAGGAAAGGAGAUCUUCAAUUAGUAAAACAUCUCAUUGAAGGAGGCUGUGAUAAAGAAGCUGUUAGUUAUAAUGGCAAUAAUUGCUUAAUUAUAUCAUCUGGAAAUGGUCAUCUUGAAGUUGUUAAAUAUCUUAUUUCAAUUGGAGUCAAUCCAAACGACAAAAAUAACGAUGGAUUUUCAUCAAUAAUUAUUGCAUCAGAAAAUGGUCAUCUUGAAGUUGUUAAAUAUCUUAUUUCAAUUGGAGUCAAUCCAAACGACAAAAAUAACGAUGGAUUUUCAUCAAUAAUUAUUGCAUCAGAAAAUGGUCAUCUUGAAGUUGUUAAAUAUCUUAUUUCAAUUGGAGUCAAUCCAAACGACAAAAAUAACGAUGGAUUUUCAUCAAUAAUUAUUGCAUCAGAAAAUGGUCAUCUUGAAGUUGUUAAAUAUCUUAUUUCAAUUGGAGUCAAUCCAAACGACAAAGAUAACGAUGGAUUUUCAUCAAUAAUUAUUGCAUCAGAAAAUGGUCAUCUUGAAGUUGUUAAAUAUCUUAUUUCAAUUGGAGUCAAUCCAAACGACAAAGAUAAUGAUGGAAAUUCACCAAUAAUUGUUGCAUCACAAAUUGGUCAUCUUGAAGUUGUUAAAUAUCUUAUUUCAAUUGGAGCAAAUCCAAAUGAUAAAAAUAACGAUGGAUUUUCAUAUAUAAUUUGUGCAUCACAAAAUGGUCAUCUUGAAGUUGUUAAAUAUCUUAUUUCGAUUGGAGCAAAUCCAAACGACAAAAAUAAUUAUGGUAGUUAUUCACUUCAUUUAGCUGCCAAAAAUGGGUAUUUUGAAGUUAUUGAAUAUUUAAUAUCCAUUCAUGUAAAUGUUAAUGAUAAAAACAAAAGCGGGAAAACUGCACUUGAUAAUGCAAGGGAAAAGGAAAAUGAAAAUAAAAAUUAUAAAAAGAUUAUUAAUCUUCUUUUGCAAUCAGGUGCUCAAUAG